Molecule: messenger RNA, 1510 nt
Organism: Rhopilema esculentum
Lineage: Eukaryota; Metazoa; Cnidaria; Scyphozoa; Rhizostomeae; Rhizostomatidae
Source: RefSeq, a predicted model, not a curated record
UCUCUAUAAUCAGCUACGUCACUAUGGAAUCCCAUGAGAUGCGGGCGCAUGCGCUACAAGUCAUUGCGGACUUCGCUGCGAGUCAUCACGACGUGUUUUACAAGCUUCCAAAUCGCGAUAGAUUGGUAAGUGUACAAAUUUUCAUUUUCUAGUUGAUUUAACUCGGCUCAAACAUUAUCAAUUUAGUCUUGUUCACAGUUAAUUGGGAAAAACAAAAUUUUAAAUUUCUCCAUAUUUCUCUAGAAAUGUCAGAGUCAGAGGACAAAACUGUGUCUGAGGAUGGAGCGGAACGGCAGGAACCUCCAUUAGAAACCACGCCUUCCAUUGACCCCUCAUUAAACAAAACUUUGUUAGAAAUAAAUACAAAUAUGGGUAACAUGGCGGCUCUUCUCCAUCAACUGUCAUCGGGUAGUUUGGCAAUUGGCCACCGGCCAGCCCGUUACAUUUCCACCGGAAUGAACCUCUUGUCCACCGGACUUCCUACUUUGCCCACCGGGCUUGUUGCUUCAUCGUCCACCGGAGUAAACCCAAGCAAUAAACGAAAUUUAUCAGACCCUGAUGAAUCCGAGCCACCAGAAAAGCGUAAUGUUACCAAUGAUAAUAACAUUGAUGAAAGCCUUAGCAUUUAUGCAGAUGAUGAUGAUACUGAUUCACUUGUGGGCGAUGCCCACGAUCUAUUAGCAAAAACUAAGGCCAAUAAGCAAAGUGAGCCAACCGGGCCAUCAAGUUCAGCAAACCCAGACACAUCUGAAUUUCUUGAUGGUUUAGCCAAAGCACUUGAAACCUCUGACGAUCUCGGCGCUAACGUAAAUGAUAAAUUGGCCGAGAUAAUUAACAAGCGUUGGGAAAAGACGUUAACCCCUGAGAAAUUGAAAAUUAUUCUUGACAAAUACAAAAGACCAGCCAACUGCACUGCACUGCACCCUAUUAAGGUCAACAAAGGUGCAUGGGAACAUCUUAAAUAUUAUAAGAAACAGGAAGAUCUAAGGUUAGCUAACAUGCAACAAGUUUUGCGGAAAGUUGCCUACAUAAUGUUGCAAACCACAGAUUUUCUCCUUGUAGAGGCUUCUUCCUCACAACGCGAGGAAAUUAACAAAUAUGUCUCCCAGUCAGUGGAUGCACUUGCACUCUUAGGUCACCUGACUGGAAAUAUCUCGUCUCUCAGACGAAGCACUAUGAAGCCCCUUCUAAGACCGGAGUAUCAACCACUUUGCUCCUCCAUCACUGAAAUCCCACAUGGUCCCUACCUUUUUGGUGAAGAUUUAAAUAAGCAGCUAAAAGAAGCUGAAGAAUCAAACAAGGUCGCGAAGGCUUUCAAAGGAAACCCUAAAAAUCGCUAUAAACAGCAACCUUUUAUCCAAAGCCCUUCCCAGCAAAACAAUGCAAGGCGUGAUUUUUUAUGGCGGGGCAGCCAGAAUCAAUUUCGGAAAAAGCAACCGUACCAGGCAAACAGCCGGUUCCAACAGAAAUCCGGCCAAACACAACAAACAGGGAAAAAAUUUUGAUUGAU